Naumovozyma castellii is the source of this 948-nucleotide messenger RNA. It is a transcript of the gene FUB1, whose product is annotated as Fub1p. The record is from RefSeq and is a predicted model, not a curated record. Lineage: Eukaryota; Fungi; Ascomycota; Saccharomycetes; Saccharomycetales; Saccharomycetaceae. The coding region runs from base 1 to 948 and encodes 315 amino acids. The transcript has a single exon.
AUGAGUCUCAUUACCAUUAAUAAUAAGCUGUCAUUGACCGUAUAUCUGUUAACUAAAACACUUGGUGUCUCUAAAGACAUAACGGAGUUUCAAGCUCAAUCUACCCUAGUGAAGGCAUCGUUUCAAUUGAGAACCAAUGACAUGGAUGAAGAGGUUAAAAACACAUAUAGCAUCAUUGCUAAUGAGAUUGAAAGUCAUAAAUUGUGCUCCAUUAUGAUAUAUCAGGAUGAUAAGGUAAUAGAUCAAGGGAUCUUCAAUUACUACACAGAUUUCCAUAUCUCUAAAGAUUGUUCAUUCCCAAUGGAUCCAGCAACACUACAAAUACCAACCGGGUUUGAUGUGGCAAAAUUAUGUGCCAAAUUUAGUGCCCAUUUGGAAACUUUCCAAGGACUAACGACCAGGAGGGUUACUGAACAACAAUAUCAAUCACAAGAGGUAAGGAAUCCACUGAAUAUUACACCUUUAAACCCUUAUGGAACCACACCAUUAGCAAGCGGGGAAGAUCUAGUUCCUCAUCGUCAACCUCCACCAAUAAUCAACAAACCAUUAGCAGAUUUACCGAAAUUUGAAGAUGAGUAUGAGAUACAUAGGGAUUCCACCAUCUCACCAUUCCCCGGGUUAUCAUUGAAUCCUGCACCAGCUGGUUCAGGUCCAGGUUCACAUAACUACGGAGAUGAUGACUUGUAUCCAACGGGUGAGAAGCACCCAAAUUUAAAUGAUCCAUUGGGUAUGGCAAGACAAAAACCACCACAACCACCAAACAUUGGGGGAACUGGUGGUAUGAUUUUUGAUCCAUUCCAUAACAAGAAUAACGAUAAUGACAAUAAUAAUAAUAACAAGGGACCUGGAUGGAUUCCCGGUGCCAGAUUUGAUGAUCCCUAUGGCAGACCACCGAAUCCACCUAGUGGCGGUAGUGGUAGUGGUGGGUUCUUUAAUGGGUUCAUCUGA